Haliotis rubra (blacklip abalone) is the source of this 3135-nucleotide messenger RNA. RefSeq names its product dynactin subunit 2-like. The transcript is spliced from 13 exons. The record is from RefSeq and is a predicted model, not a curated record. Gene Ontology annotation, biological process: mitotic spindle organization. Lineage: Eukaryota; Metazoa; Mollusca; Gastropoda; Lepetellida; Haliotidae. Gene Ontology annotation, cellular component: cytoplasm; dynactin complex; centrosome. Bases 27 to 1238 code for a protein of 403 amino acids.
CGAGAGUCCAAUCUCUGGCGAUAAAGAUGGCUGACCCAAAAUAUGCUAAUCUUCCUGGGAUUGACCACAACUCACCAGAUGUGUUUGAGACAAAUGAGCUGCCUGAAGAUGACCAGGCUAUUCAUCAAGAUGCUACAGAUGUAAGUCCUGACUGUGUGGAGAAGUUGCCUAUAGACACCAAGGCAGCUCACAGUAUUUUUAAGGGGAAGGAGGCCAGCUCUUCUGGGAUAGAUUUCUCUGACAGGAUCAGCAAGUCAAGACGCACUGGCUAUGAUGUUCAUCAGGCUGAAUAUGAAAUACUGGAACAGGGGUCGACAGCCAAGGAAACACCUCAGCAAAAGUACCAACGUCUACAGCAUGAGAUCCGUGAGCUGGCAGAGGAGGUCAACCAGAUCAAGGAUACAGUGAAGGAUGAGAAGUCCACAGAGAAGUUGUCACCUGUGCAGAUGGGGAAACAGCUGGAGUACUUGCAACAUCAGCUGGUCGACCUCCACCUGGAGAAGCUCCUUGGACCUGAGGCAUCCGUGGAUCUCUCCGACCCUCAGGGAGCAUUGAGAAAGCGUUUAAUGAGUCAGAUUGAUGCAUACAAGCCUGUUCAGGCAGCUAAGAAUGUGCCAGCCAAUCAGCAAGGAGGACCAGAUCAUGUGACAUAUGAGCUGUAUUACAGACCUGAGCAAGCCCAGUUCAGUAAAAAUGCUCGGGUUGCAAGUCUAGAAGAGAGGCUGGAGCGCCUGGAAGCCGUUUUAGGACAAAAUGUAGAUAAAAUGACACUGCUGACCAAUGACACUGAUAACAAGAGUGUUGUGGGUGCGGUCAGUGUCCUCAACUCCAAACUGUCCCUACUGGAACAGAGCAACCUAGAACAGGUGGACAUUCGGCUGCAGAGUGUGUUGCAGAAACUCACGCAGAUAGCAGAGAAGAAGGCCUCACAAGAAGAUGUGGAAAAACAGAAAAAGGUGUCCGAGUUAUACGAGCUCGUCAAAAAGUGGGAGAGUGUUGCUGAUUCACUUCCUCAAGUUGUUGACAGGAUGGUGGCCCUCAAAGAUCUCCACGAACAAGCUCUUCAGUUCAGCCAGGCCUUGACCCACCUGGACACGUCUCAGCAGGAGAUCAAUGGCAGUCUCAAGGCACACACAGACAUGCUGGCGCAGCUCCAGGGAACAUUCAAGCAGAACACCGACGCCAUUAAGAAGAACUGUGAAAGCCUAGAAAGCCGAAUCAAAGUCCUGCAGAAAUAAUGGACUCCUAGCCAUAACAUUGUCUAAUUUAUUGAUGUGCAAUUUCCUCCUUCAUCUUUCUACCACUGGUUCGGAGGGGUCUUGUUGAAGUUUGACACAAAUAUGUAUAAAGGAAGAAGGCAGGUUGCAUGGACCAGUAAAAAUUGAAUUAAGUAUAUAUAAAUUACUUAGAUUAUUUACAGAUUAAAUAAUUGCAGAUUAUUACAGUGAUGAUAUUUGUUUUGAUCGUAUUUUAGGUAUGGUUGUUAUGGUAAUGUGACACAUUAUUUUAUUGAACAUUUAAAAAGUUAGCGUGUGUAUUAAAAAGACAAAAUAAGUGAAUCAAUGGGUGUAAAAUGAAAAUAGCCAGAAGUGGAAAUCACUUGUGAAGCUCCUGAUUGAAGGAGGGUCAAGAGUGAGACAUUUAUCAAACAACAGAAUGAGUUCUCACUGGUAGGGAGUGUUGGUGCACCGAUUGUAUUGCCAAAGUAUGUCUUUCAGUUAACCUGUCUGGCAUUUGAAUAUGUUAAUGUAUUCACACUGACUGAAUAUUCAUUAUAUGUCAUGCAUUUAUCAGCAAUGAUUGAAAAGCCAUGUACUCCAUUACCUUCCUUGAAACAUCGUAACCAUGAUCUGAAUGAACAUGGGUAUGUUUAGAUUCAUUUUCAAUCUUAUACUUGGGUUGACAAGCAACAUCUAGUUAUAAAAAUUAGUUGAAUUAGAUCUUAUUAAAUGCGAGCAUUGAAUAUUGGUGUGAAGUAAAUUUCAACCUGUUAUUUGUUUCGAAAAGCAACUUCUUAUAAUAAACAUUGUAAUUAUGAUAAUAUGAAUCUUCUUUUUUCUACAUACCAGUAUAUGUGUUAUGUUUAUUAUGGCAAGGGAUCUGAUACUUGACUUGCGCUCUGUAUGGUAAUGGUUUCAGUAGUUUGAUUAAACAACUGCCUUUAGCUUAUAGUCCCCAUUCCUCCAUAACACCUGCAUAUGUAGUGACAAAAUGUAAAGAAAUUUCUUCUUGCAGUGUUGUACUUGAACAGUUAUUGCACCAUAUAAAGCUUCCAAAGCCAGGUGGCCUGUUGUCGAAGGUGCCGUAAUUAGGGUUGUCUCCCUUGAGUGAGUGAGUGAGUGAGUAUGGUUUUACGCCGCUUUUAGCAAUAUUCCAGCAAUAUCACGGCGGAGGACACCAGAAAUGGGCUUCACACAUUGCACCCAUGUGGGGAAUCUAACCCGGGUCUUCAGCAUGUCGAGCGGACGCUUUAACCAUUAGGCUACCCCACUGCCCCGUCUCCCUUGAUGACACCAGGAAUUUAUGAUCAUGUGUUCGUAUCCCAAUGAUAUUUGUAGGUUUGUCAGCAUUGUGUGCUUGUGGGUUUCCUCCCACAUCAAGUUUCCAUCCUGUGAUAUGACUGGAAUACUGUUCAAAUUGGCCUUAAACCUAUCUCACACUCACGUCAAUGCUAGCUGUUUAUAUAUACUCAACUAUCUCACACUCACGUCAAUGCUAGCUGUAUAUAUAUCUUCAACAACAAAAGUUAAGGACCACCCCCAUUUUCAAUAUUUAGAUAUUUAAGAGUUCAUAUUAUGAUCCAUUUGAUACUUAAAUAUUGAAUAUUGGAGUGGUCCUUAACUUUUUUUGUUGAGCAUACAUAGCGGUAUGUACCACUGACACCAAGGUAACAUUGUAAUUGUGCAUUGCAUGUGAAUGUCUACUUAAUCUGUCCCCAGUGAUAAAUUUCAUCUAUUGUGGUCGAUAAGUCAAACAUUUUCUGAAGCCUAAGAUAAUGUUAGACGUGUAUAAUGAUUAGUGUUGGUAUGUACAUACACUCUCGAUGUGCUGGUCUCUGUAAUAUACAUCUGUUGUGCUUCAUGGUGCUUUUCUCAGUGCUUGGUGAAGCCUCUGUUGAAUAAAGCUUUAUUCUAA